Molecule: messenger RNA, 525 nt
Organism: Zophobas morio
Lineage: Eukaryota; Metazoa; Arthropoda; Insecta; Coleoptera; Tenebrionidae
Product: calmodulin-A-like
Exons: 3
Coding region: 79-519 (146 amino acids)
Cellular component (GO): myosin II complex
Molecular function (GO): calcium ion binding
Source: RefSeq, a predicted model, not a curated record
AUAGUGUAUUUUCUGAGCAAUAAACGGGAUUAUAAAAGUAUAUAACUGGUUUAAAAAAUCUUGUAAAACUAUUACGGAAUGUUUUCAGAAGAGCAAAUUGAGGAUUUUAAAGCUACUUUUUUACUUUUUGAUAAGGAUAAUGAUGGCACCAUUACUUCAGAAGAACUUGGGACCGUUUUACGUUCUCUUGGUCAUAACGCCACUACCGAUGAACUUCAAGAUAUAAUAAACGAAGUUGAUACUGAUGGAAACGGAACAAUAGAUUUUCCAGAGUUUAUAGAAAUGAUGAGCAAAAAGUUGAGGGACUAUGAAACUGAAGAUGAAAUAAGUGCAGCGUUUCGAGUAUUCGACGAAGAUGGGAAUGGUUUGAUUAGUACAGAAGAACUUCGUCAUGUAAUGACGGUAUUAGGAGAGAAGUUGACGGAUGAUGAAAUUGACGAAAUUAUUAAGGAGGCCGAUACUAACGGUGAUGGACAUAUUGAUUAUAAUGAAUUCGUGAAGAUGAUGUAUUCCUAUUAAUUAUAU